GUGGGCGGCUUGUCCCGGGCAGGGUCCCGGCCAUGGCGGGGUUGGGGGCCACCCCACGCACGAAGGAACCCUCCAGGGAGCACCGGGGGCUCUCGACCCCGAGGGCUGCGGCUCGUGGUCGGGCCAGGAGCCGGCAGAGGGAGGGCGAGCGCGUCCCGCGGGGGUGGGCGCGGGUCCCCGGCUCCCCCAGCACUCCCGGGACGGGGCGCCUGGUCCGGCAGGGACCCGGGGAGUGUCCCGGCCCCGGGGAAAGCGACCCCGCGAGCCCCCCGCCACUGCCCUGCCCGGGGGGCUCCUACUUCUCGGGGCUCCCCGAGGCUGAGCAUCAGGAGUCUGCUGUGCCUGCAGCUCCCAGCCUGCCGAGCCCUGGGGCCCUGACCCCCGCCAGGGACGGUCCCCGGAGGAUCCGGAGCAGGUCGCAGCACACCCUGGUCCUGGAGCUGGACGGGACCCUGCUCUACUCCUCCCUGCUGGCCCACGGGCAGCAGGGUGCCACGGCCACCUUCACCAUGGGCUUCCAGGCGAGCUCCUACAAGGUCCACGUGAAGCUGCGUCCACAUGUGCAGGAGUUCUUGGAGAGCCUUUCCAAGACCUACGAGAUCUUCGUCUACACCACUGCGAAGAGGGACUAUGCCAAGAAGCUCCUGGAGGUGCUGGACCCCAAGAAGAAGCUGAUCAGGCGCUGCUUCUCCCAGUCGGAUUGUGUCUGCUCCCGGGGCUGCUACUGGAAGGACCUGACCUGCCUGGGCAGGGACCUGGCCAAGACGGUGGCCCUGGACCACGCCACGCAGGGAUUCCCUGCCCAGGCUGCCAACUGGAUCCCGGUGCCACCGUGGUGUGGGGACCCUCAGGACGAGGAGCUGCUGCGCCUCAUCCCGGUGCUGGGCCGGCUGGGCCAGGCGGAGGACGUGCGCCCCGAGAUCCAGCGGCAAUUCCGCCAGCCGCCCGCUGAGGAUUAGGCCAGCCUGGAGGAGCAGGAUGGGGGAAAACCUCUGAGCGAGGGAAGCUGUGCUCGGGGACAUCCAGAGCCUCGUCCCGUGGAACUGGGCUGGAUGGUUGUCCCAGGACUCUGCCUUGGUGUCUGCAGGGAUCCCAGCUCAUCCCUGGGGGCUGGGGGAGCCCCCCAAAGAGAGGCCCUGCCCUUGGAGACAAAGCUCCCUCCUCUCCCUGCUCUGUAAGGUCCAGCCAAGGUUUUCACAGGUCAUAAUAAAGCUUGGAGAAAGGU
Molecule: messenger RNA, 1225 nt
Organism: Hirundo rustica (Barn swallow)
Lineage: Eukaryota; Metazoa; Chordata; Aves; Passeriformes; Hirundinidae
Product: CTD small phosphatase-like protein 2-A
Exons: 9
Coding region: 33-959 (308 amino acids)
Molecular function (GO): phosphoprotein phosphatase activity
Source: RefSeq, a predicted model, not a curated record